Molecule: messenger RNA, 13303 nt
Organism: Podarcis lilfordi (Lilford's wall lizard)
Lineage: Eukaryota; Metazoa; Chordata; Lepidosauria; Squamata; Lacertidae
Source: the annotation of a GenBank genome assembly
AUGGCAAGGACAAGGCCACGCGGUGGCGAAGCCGAUGCCUCCCGUGACAUGGCCGCUGGCGGGGAAGGCCCCUCCCCUCCCCUGCCUCCCUCUUUCUAUGAUCCGGAGUCCUUGCAGAGCGGCCGAGCACGCUAGAGAAACAGAGACACGGAGAGACAGAGCGCCUAGCAGCGCUGCCCCGCGCGCGGUGCAUGCUGGGCCACCCCUCCCUCCCCGCCAGUCCUCCGAAGCUGCGCCGCGCUUGACACCCGUGCCUCUGGUCUUUUCUUUCCCCCCCUUCUUCUUUCCCCACUCCUCCUCCCUGCCCCCGCCCGGCCGCUCUCUCUCUCUCUCUCUGUCUCUCUCUCUCUCGUAAUUCCCUCCCUCCCAACAUGGUGGUGCUGGGCUCCGGGUGACCCCGAGCGGGGGGAGAGGGCGGAGGCGCAGCGCGGAGGCCCCUGCUCAGCCAUCGCCGGCCAUCUCGACAGCCGCGCGCACGCCUAGAGCGCCUAGGCGGCCUUCCCCUUUUCCCACUCAGCUCUCAGGCAGGCCUAGCCGGGCCGGGCCGGGCCUAGCGCCUUCCCCUUCCUUCACAGCCCUCAGCGGCGGCGGCUGCUACCACCACCACCCUGCGCGCUCCGGCACAGCGGCCUAGGCUAGGCGGCGGAGGCCAGAAGGCGACGCGGAAGAGGAGGGGCGGCAGCGGCGGCGGCGUCUCGCUGUCAGGGGGCAGCCCGGCCUGCUUGCAAGCGGCGCCUGCUGGGCCCAAGGCGGGAAGCGGCAGCGCCAGGUGAGUAUCAAGGGUGAAGAAGGGCGGCCUCUCCCCGUCCUGGGCACUUGGUUCCCCUUCGCAGCCCUCCGGGGGGGGGGGUCGUGGGAUUGAGAAGGCCGCCCCUUCCCUUCCCCGGCCGCACUUUUCGCCCUUGUGCGGGGAAGCGAGGGAGGAGAGGCGGGCGGGGAAGCGCCGUUCACAGCUUCUCCAAGGGCUGGUUCUCUCUGUUUUUAUUUUUUGCCCAGGUGUGUUUUUUCUGCCAUAGUGUGAGGGGAGGCAGCGGGGUUUUUUUUGGGGGGGGGGAGCGCUAAAGUACCGGGUGCUCCGUGUCUGCAGCCCCGGGGCGCGCGUAUCGGGAGCCGGGCCUGGCUGCGUAUCGUAAGUGCCGCCGCCGCCGCCGCUCGCCCGCCCCAGACAAAACAUGCUUAUCAAGGCCUUAAGACGGGAAAGUUGCCUCCUCGAGUGGGGCCAAAGGUCUGAUAAGCCCGCAGCCUUGUUUUCCCAACAGUGGACUCUGCUAUUAUUUUAUAUUACAUACAUAUAUUAAUAUAUGAUAUUAUAUAGGUGGGAUGUGUGUUAUUCCGUUGCUGCUGCUGGCCUGAUCUAACCUGCUUUUUCCUUUGUUCAUCCUCCUGCGAGCAGGCUUCCGUCAAACGUUUGCAUGCAACAUUUAUCCCUAAGAGUUAGGAGCGGGACUCCCGGUCCACGUGGGUAGCAUGUCUGUUGGCUCUUCUGGUUGUGUGUAGUUGCCAUCGAACUGAAUUUUGUGGCGGCUGUUGUGUGUAGCUUGACGGUUUCUGAGUAGAAUUAGAAAUCAGAAAUUUGCACACUUUCCCCACAAGGUUUUGUUUCGUUUUUUAAAUUGGGUGACUAGAAGCCACAUUUCUGUCCCUUAGUUUAAUCGGAUAAUUGAUGCUGUCCGUUUCGCCUCUUCGGGUGCCUAAACUGAAAUUGGCGUAAAACAUUGUAGCUGUUCCUCAUGUAGCAUUAUAAACAACUAUUCCAUAACAAAUGUUUACAUUUAACUAUGUUCUUUAAAGAAAUUGCAAACUCUAGACAGAUUUGUUUGGAUUCAGAUUUGGGCUUCUGCAGUGGCAGUUCUGUUACUUCUGAAAAUUUCCCAGCUAGAAAGCAGGACCUUAGCUCAGGUAAGCUCUAUGCAAGGCAGUAUAUAUGGUCAGUAAAGGGACUUAUUUUCCGUGUUCUGUAAAAAUGAUGAUCAGAAGUAAGAGGAUGACUGACUUUUAAAAUACAUCUCUUCUAAAGAUGUGGAAAAUGUGAACACAUUUUUAGAGCAUGUUCAAGCAUCGCAAAAUCAACCUCAGGUUAACUCUAGCACCACUUUGCUGCUGUGUGCUAGAUGAGUGGCUGGGAGCCUCCAGUCCAUGGAUCUGAUAGGCCCACUGAGCCUCAAAAUGUUGGCCCACCAGGCUAUUUUUGGUGAGCCACAUCCACCUUUCCCAUGUCUGACUUACAGAUUCUGUCUUUGCAGUUCUUGCCACAGCUACUUCUUCCUUUGCAGCUGCAGCUUGAAUUCAGUCUGAUGCAGGAAGAAUUGGGAGCACAAGAGUGUGCACCAUUUUGUCCUUUGCUGCUGUGGAUUGAAGGUACAAUCACCUGACACCAUAUGACAGCUGACUGACAGGUGGGCAGUCCCGCCCACUUGUCAAAGUGGCUCAUGAAGGGCUGGAUAUGUAUGCAUCCAGCUGUCUGAUCCAGUUGCAUGCCCCUGUACUAGUUUUUUAAAGUCCAAAUGCACUUAGUAAAACUCUACAAGUUAGGUUGAGGAACAAGUCUGACAGAGAAAUAAACCCAUACUAGAUAUUUAUUUGACUGAAGGGAGUAGAAAAAGUACACCAAGCUGGUGCUAGUGAUGUCUGUAAGAUAUUAUAGUUAACUUAAAGCUAAAGAAAUUUUCUUCUCACAGUUUUUAUACCAUGAAUGUGUCACAGGUGUGGAUUUUAGUGGCAGUGAUUGCUGAAUCUGAUGACUGCAACCCCUAAACAUAGUCCAGGGUUUUUGAUUAAGGGAUGGAAAUUCUUACAGCCAGAUCUAUGCCACUUCUUUUCCUUCAGCUGUUUCAGUGUAGGCACGCCAAUCUCAACUAUUGAGAUAUUCUUGGGAGGUUGAGGGUGACAAAUGUGCACUCUUUGUUACUUCUGGUUACUUCUGAGUUUUGGUGGUUGUGCAUGCACAGAAGCGCCAAAUCGCAACCCGCAUGUGCUCAGACGCGCUGCUGCGGGUUGCGAACGUGCAUCCCGCACAGAUCAUGUUCGCAACCUGAGCGUCCACUGUAUUCUUCACUAAGGAUAGAAUCUCCACUACCAUCAGUGGAUGUUGUAAUUUAGCUUGUAUGACCCCUCCAUUGCAGCAAAAAGGAUUAACUGUAUGAUCAGGAGGGGUUCUGAAGUAGGAGGGAGUUUAAAAUAAGCCUGGUCCAUAGUCCAUUUGGUGACCAGUUUUCAUCUUGUAUGUAUUUCCCUGAUUCUGGCAGACUUCAAAAUAGUAAUACCCAAGUGGGACCUUAAAGCAGAGAACACUUGCUAAAGUGAGAGCAGUUUUCUCCAGCAAAGGAGAUAUGUGUGCAUAAGUGGAUGCAAGUACUUGUUGAAAGUAUAAAAUGCAUGGGAUAUGUAUUCUGAUUCAGGGGUCGCUACUACAUGCGACACAAGCAUCUAGAGCUGGAUUGGGGAUAUAAUAUUAUCUUCACAAUUCAAAAUACUUAAGGCAAUAUAUAUUAUAUUUGUGGGCGUUAUUCUAAGCACAGCAACUAUAAAGGAAAUGGUUCUAUAGUCUGAUAUCCACAUGUUAGAAAAAAAAUCUAGUGCAACUAGUUCCUUUGCUGUGAAAGAGCCCUAAAUGUCUUUUCAGAUGCCUUUGUUGUAAGGCUUUUCUCCAUUCCCAUCAUAUCUCUCCCCUCCUUUUUAUUGUUGGCUCAUCAUCCCUGGCUUGCUGGAGCUGAUGGGAGCUUUAAGUUAAGCAACAACCUGAGAGCUAAAUGUUCCCGACUCUUGAUAUACAAGAUAGAGCCAUACAUGAGCAUGAGAUGAUCAGUGAUUUGAAGUGGGGAGCCUCUGUGAAUAGAGGAUGCCUGCUGCUUUAGAUCACCAUGCUCUCACACAUGUAGGGUCCCAAACUGUUUACAAACGAUAUACACACCCCCUUCUUGUGUGUGUUAUUUACAUAUUAGGCAAUCAAAACACCUGAAAAGGGUUUAUCACAGUCAGAUUCUGUUAAACUUUCCUGACUGGCUGUGAUCGCACAUAACACUAAAACAAGCCACAAAUUUUCUAGCAGAUGAGCGAACAAGCCAUGGCUUCUUUCUCCAUAACUUGGUUUGUUUUCCAGCUGCUCUUGCCUCGUGCCUUUGUAGCUUGGCAAGCAGCUAGUUACGACAGCCAAACAAAUCAUGGUUAAGCAACUCUGUUGGGCUUUGAGAGGAUGACAAACCAUAGUUAAAACAAGUCAUAGUUUGCUGGGCUGGUUUCACAUAUUAAAACAAAACCACAGUUAGAGUAAACAAACAAUGGUGUAGCAUUAUGUGCAAACUAGGCUGUUACUGGAAGCUGCAGAAACAUAAAGGCUUGGUUUUGUUUUAUGUAUAGAAAAAUUGAGAUUUGUACAAAACGUUAGACAAUUUCUAAACUCCUGUGUUUCCUUAAUAAGUUUGUGUGGCAUAGGGUUUAAUUGUUUUCUCUGCUUGUUUUUUUUUUUUUUUUAAAGUUGGAUUUUAACUUUAUUUUCAGGGGUAAGGUAUCCAGUAUGCCAUUUUUAUUUAGAAAAGUUUAUCUGGUUUUAUCUUAGACGCAAAGCAGUUUAGAGUAAAUAUGCAGAAUAAUGCAAAUAAUAUUUCUGUUGUAAAUUAAGUUCUUCAGUCUCCUCCUGGUGUUUUGUGUAUCUACGUGCAGUUUUGCCCAUGAAUGUGCUGUCUGCUUCAUUUGCUGAUGUUUGAGUGUUCUAGAGAAACUCCAUUAGGCAGUUACCCACUAGAAUGAAUGUUCUGCUUAUAGGAACAUAAUCCAUGCGAACAUAAUCCAUGCGGGAGGCACGUUCGCAACCCGCAGCGCCGUGUCUGCGCACAUGCGGGUUGCGAUUCGGUGCUUCUGCGCAAAGCACGAUUUAGUGUUUUUGCGCGAGCGCCAAAACCCAGAAGUAACCCGUUCCAGUACUUCUGGGUUUUGGUGCGUCUGUAACUCGAAAACGUGCAACCUGAAGUGUCUGUAACCCGAGGUAUGACUGUAUAAGCCAAAUGGCUCCUUAAAUCAGGGUUAUACUUGCCAAAACGGUAUGUAUAGUUGCCAUUUUGGGGGCCAGCCAACUCAGAAGUUGUAUUUUUCAAUACGACUUUUUGGUUCCUGAAAUUCAUUCUAAUUGUGCAGAUAAAAUGUCAUGGAUAGAAUUCUACAAGGAUGUUUUGUUAGUGUGUGAAAACGGACAAGAUCCAAAAUCUCUCUGGCCUGUCCUCAGAUGUCUAUAAUCAAUUUAAUUCUAAACUGAACAAUUUGCCUAUUACUCUCCCUUCUCUUCUGCUUACCACCAGGAGAAAUCUCCUAGGUGGUGACAUGGUAGUACCCUGUUUGUGGGAUGUCCUUCCCUUAGACAUGUGACUGGUGCUAAUAACAAGUCAAAACAUGCCUAUUUGCCCAGGCAUUUUAGAGUUUUUUGUUCCUGAGUGAUCAACUUGCUGGGUUUCCUCCUGUGUGAAUUUCAUUACUCUUACGCUUUAUUUCUAAAGUUUGUAAAACUGCAACUUAUUCUUCCAGAUAGCUUUCAGGUAUAAUACUUCAGGGUUGCAGUGGGGUCAUUGAAGAGUUAAAUCUAAUCCCUCAUUGACAAUAUUUUUCCUAAACUGUGCUGUAUACUAAUUGGCUAAUGUAGUUGCUUAGUUAUAUUUGCUGUAAAUGAAUAGAGCACUAUAUGGAAGGUUAGACUUUGUAUCCAGGUGGCUUCUUUCUGUUUUACUUCCACUCCUUCUCUAUAUUGCCUAACUCUAUUGCCUUGUUAACCCCAGAAACAUAAAGCAGCGAACAACCCCAAACUUGUGCUCACUCUUUUUAGAAUUGUAAUUUUCCCUGGGGUCUUGUGAUGAAGCCUGUGAUAUACAUUUUCUAAAUAAAUAUGGACAUUUUGGCCCAUAUGUCUUUGGCCACAUUUGCACACCAGGCUAAACCACGAAAUGCAAAAACUAAAGCAAGCCCAACCAAUCCUUAGAUGUUCGUGUCCUGUCCUCUCAUGCAUCUGGAAGGAGAAGCUUUUACUUUCAUUUCCUCUUAAGCUGUGCUUGUCAUUUUGUCUGAACCUGGGACCAUAUUUUAUCACUAACUGUGGUCAUUUUCUAUAUAAGCUGACUUAAUAACUGAUGGUUUGAAAUUGGCUUACUUUGAAACUGACCAUGGUUGGUGUUAAACCACAAUCCUGGGUUCAACCAGAAUGACAAGUUGAGUUUAAUGGAAAGUGAAAGUAAAUGCCUCUGAAGUUGUUCUGGUUACACAAGGGAGCGUGGAAGAACCACGUGAUUUGAAACAUACACGGGGUUAUUCCUAUUCAUGCAUAUUGUGGCGAGCCUUAGUUUAGUGUGACAUGAGAAUGUGGCCUUUGUUUAAAAAGCUAAGCCCUCCAAACUUCCCAGAAGCUGGUGUUGGUUAGGGCAGAGCAAUUUAUUUUUCUAAAAGGAAAUGUACUUCCAGCAGUGACCAGUGUGGUGUGGCAGAGCCCCUCUCCCAACAUCUAGGCUGGACUGAGGAAGGCAUUGGUGAGCCUGGGGCUGCACAGAUACACCAGCAGAGCCAAUCCAGCAUUCCUGCUCAUGCAUCUGUACAGCUCCAACCUCCCUCCCGGUAGGCCACAGAGAUGCCCUAGCCGGUAUUGUGCACUUGUUUAUAAAUGUUCAUAAUGAGAUCUGAGCAAAAUCGCAGUGUUCAGAUACAGAGCUUUAAAAAUAGGAAAAUGCAAGUUCACUCAGUUAGGUAUACAGUGGUACCUCAGGUUAAGUACAGUGGUGCCUCGCAAGACGAAAUUAAUCCGUUCCGCGAGUCUCUUUGUCUUGCGGAGCACGGCUAUUAGCGGCUAUUAACGGCUUAGCAGCUAUUAACGGCUUUAAGAAAAAGGAAACAAACUCGCAAGAACUCGCAAGACAUUUCGUCUUGCGAAGCAAGCUCGUAGGGAAAUUCAUCUUGCGGAACGACUCAAAAAACGGAAAACUCUUUCGUCUAGCGAGUUUUUCGUCUUGCGAGGCAUUCGUCUUGCGGGGCACCACUGUACUUAAUUCGUUCCGGAGGUCCAUACUUAACCUGAAACUGUUCUUAACCAGAAGACCACUUUAGCUAAUGGGGCCUCCUGCUGCUGCCGUGCUGCUGGAAAACGAUUUCUGUUCUCAUCCUGAAGCAAAGUACUUAACCCGAGGUAAUAUUUCUGGGUUAGCGGAGUCUGUAACCUGAAGCAUAUGUAACCUGAAGCGUAAGUAACCUGAGGUACCACUGUACUUGAUGAUCUAGUGAGGAAGAAGAUAGUAUUUUCUCUUUUAACAAGGUCUCAUUUGUCAUUUGCAUAACAAACAUAAUCAAAAAGAAAACUCAACCUCAAAAUCAGACAAGUUUUAUAAAACAUUGUUCACCUUUAUUUCAUACAAAAGAACUUGGCUAUGAAUUAGAGUCAGAUCAUUGGUCCAUCUGACUCAGUAUAGUCUCCUGGCUCUGCAAGGUUUCAGAGAGGGAUCUCUCACAGCCAUACCAAGAGAUACUGGGAUUGAACCUGGAAUCUUUUGAAUGCAAAGCAUGUGCUCUGCAACCACUGAGCUAUAACCCUUUGUUGUAGUUACUUUAAGCUAUGGUUUAAUGUGAACAAGCAGCAUGCUGGUACAAGCUGCUGAAAUUGCAGGCAGUUUCCUUCUCUCCCACUCCUGUUACUGUCAGGAAACAAAGCAUGGUCUGACUUGUUGUAUCAUCCGAAUCUGAGCUCAUGGUUUGUUUCUGUUCAAACAAACCAUGAACAGAAGCAUGCCGGUUCUUCACAGGAAACCAGGUCAUUUUGUCUAUGUUUUAAUGUGACAUGUGAACCAGGCCAGUGUUCAUGACGUGACCAUUUUUCUUGUUUCAAGAAAUUAUAAACACCGGCGUAACAUUCUUGGAUCUACAUUUAAUUUUAAGCGGGCUGUUUUUAGAAAAUAAGAAACUUUCAGUACUUAAAAACCAUUUACAAGAGUAAAAAUCCAAUUCAUAUUUUUUUUUAGAUGUGUGGGUUUUUUUACAAUCAUUUUUAUUCAUCCUGAGUGCAGUAAAUAGUACAGCACAAACGAACUUCAAAAAGAGCAUCAUGUAGAUUUUAUGCAUUAGACGAUCUUAAUCUUUAUAUAACUGAUUAAAAAAACUGAAGUAAGAUAUUGUAUUCUAGGUCCGCAGCCAAUUGAAGGCCUUUUGGCAACGUGCAAGAGCAACCUGCUGAAGUACUGGAAGAACAUGGUAUGUAGAAUAGUUGUAUCUUAGAUAUUGUGUUUUUAUCAGCAGAAAUAAUUUCUCUUAAUAAAACUGCCUUACGGAGAACAAAUUUAUGAAAGAAAACAAUAUUUAUGAAGGUAUUAUAAAGCGCUGAAUAUUUGAGUACUUGAUUGCCAUAUCAUGUGCUAUGGUCUUUUGAAAAUUUGCCGUUUCCGUUAAUUAGCAGGCUAACCAUAUGAAUGAUGUAGCCUGCAAGUUUCUCCACAAACCAAGAAUAAUUUGUCUACUGUAUGCUAGUUGCUUGUGGACAGAAUAUAAAUGGGAUCAGCUUUUGUCUUACCUUAACUGCUGAAUGAACUUUUAGUAUGCAAAAUGAAUGGCAUAACUUUUGUAAGUGUGAACACUUUUGACGGCUCAUCUGGUAUUAUUCUGUUCCAGUAUCACCUUUUUGUCAAUUGGCUAAAUGUCAAAAAUCUCAUGUUGCUACCACGUUCCUGGAAACAGUCCUAAUUCACUUUAUUUUAACAUCUUAUAUUACCGUAUUUUUCGCUCUAUAAGACGCACCAGACCACAAGACGCACCUAGUUUUUGGAGGAGGAAAACAAGAAGAAAAAAAAAUUCUGAAUCUCAGAAGCCAGAACAGCAAGAGGGAUUGCUGCGCAGUGAAAGCAGCAAUCCCUCUUGCUGUUCUGGCUUCUGGGAUAGCUGUGCAGCCUGCAUUCGCUCCAUAAGACGCACACACAUUUCCCCUUACUUUUUAGGAGGGAAAAAGUGAGUCUUAUAGAGCAAAAAAUAUGGUUUUAGUCUGGUUUCAGGUGGAGAAGGAGCACAGGAAAACCACAAAGCAAGCUAGUUUUAACUGCACUCUGAUUUUAUUGUUGCAUGAUGAAAUACAUGCUGAAAUUCAGACAUGCUGCUUGCUGUUGGUGGGGUUUUAAAAUAUCCAGUACAACAGCAGCUUUUAAUUUGGUAUAGUAGGAAUCGUGAAGUCUUACCAAAUUAUUUCCUUUGUGCACUAGUUUGUGAACAAGAGAAAUAAGAUAAGACACCUAAGUAGAGAGCAAGACAGUUAUAUCUUCUUUACAGGGUUGCAUUCUCCAUAUUGAAAGCCUGUAGGUGCCCCUUCCAGCCCACUCCCAACCGAAAUGAAUAGGCAGCCUUUGCAAGCGAAUGCUGUUUGCAGACAGUAAAUUACUGGUGGUCUUAACUGUGAAAAUUGUACUUUGCGCCCAAUAUCAGCUAUUAUGUGAAAGGAAAAUUACGUUGGAAUGACGCUGAUUAUGAAAGCUGACUUCUAGCUGAAUUUACUUUUAAACUGUUCUUUGUCUGUUACGCUGCUUUCACAUGCAUAAUCUGUCAGUUCUUGGGUGAUUUCUGAGAUUGGAACCUCGGGUGGCAGCCAGUGACUGCUCAGCUGCACUUGCACUCACAGCAUCUCUGGGUCAGCCCACCUGCUUUGCUGUCCAGAAAGUUGAUCCCAACUUUAAUAAGAUGGGCAGGGUUGAUCACUAUUGACCAUGCAUUCAUUCCUUGCACAAUUUCAUUCUGAACACUCAGCUUGAGAUUUGGAGGUGUGUGUUGCAUGCCUCUUAUUUUAGGUCCCUAGUUGACUUUUUGUGUUAUGUAAUUGGAGAGCUGAAACUCGUAUAACAAUAGGGCCAGCUGUAUCCAGAUGAUAGAAUAUAGGGCACAAGGCUCAUGUGAGCACCAUGUUCUCAAGCAUAAAUUCACCUCUUGGAAAAUGUGUUCUUCUGUAGAAUAAAAUAAGAGAUGAUGAAAUUUGGCCUUUGGCCAAGGGAUUCUGGCAGUUUUAAGUUUCAUUAGUAUAUUUCAUUGGGCCCCAAAGGCAUCACAUUUUAUACAUAGAGAGCAGUCACUUAACAGGGAUUGCAAAUUGGUAAUAGUUAUGAAGAAAUAAACAGAAGUGUUUCUAUUCUAGGAUACUAUAGGCAAAGAAUAAAUAUGUUCCGGGACUAGGUCAGCUCAGCCACUCAACACUAGUACAGGGUUUCCCGAACUUGGGUCUCCAGCUGUUUUUAGACUACAACCAAAAGUAAAGUAAAGGUAAAGGGACCCCUGAGCAUUAGGUCCAGUCGUGGCCGACUCUGGGGUUGCAGUGCUCAUCUCGCUUUAUUGGCCGAGGGAGCCGGCAUACAGCUUCUGGGUCAUGUGGCCAGCAUGACUAAGCUGCUUCUGGCGAACCAGAGCAGCGCACUGAUACACCGUUUACCUUCCCGCCGGAGCGGUACCUAUUUAUCUACUUGCACUUUGAUGUGCUUUCGAACUGCUAGGUUGGCGGGAGCAAUGGGAGCUCACCCCGUCACGGGGAUUCGAACCACCGACCUUCUGAUGAGCAAGUCCUAGGCUCUGUGGUUUAACCCACAGCGCCACCCGCACUAUGGCAAAAUGUCCUCCAUAACAGGGACAGUAUUGCUUUAUCGAUUAGGAGCAUAGGAAGCUGCCUUAUACUGAGUCACACCCUUAGCCCAUCUAGCUUAGUACUAUCUUCACUGACUGGCAGCAGCUUUCUAGGGUUUCAGCCACGGGACAUUGCCAGCUUCACCCGAGCUGGGAAUUGGAUGGCAAUUUUAAGUGUUUUGUCUAUCCUCCAUUUUACACUACCUCUAAGACAGUGUCUCCCAAACUUGGGUCUCCAGCUGUUUUCGGACUACAGUUCCCAUCAUCCUGGUCUUGCUACCUAGGGAAACACUGCUCUCUAUCCAUCUGCUCCUCUCUGUAAACGGGGUUCUGAUGUGCAUGGCUAUCCUAAACCUGGGUGCAGACAGUGCUUCAGAUUUCUGCAAAAAAAUGUUUAUAGGGAGAGAUCCAGUGCUGCACCAGUAGAUGCAACAGAAUUUCCUAGUCCUCUCCUCCCCAUUCCUGCAAUCCCUAUAAAGCAAAUGGGAGACUGCUGGGGAAAAGAAAGAGAGUCUUAAGUCCAGUUUACACAAGAAGAUGUCUGUUGUGCAAGCAGGACACCACAUUUGGAUAUCACUCAUACUUCAGAAUAUUCUUAUUUGCCAAAUGCUUUAUAGUCAGAUUUGGAAAGAGUGAGUUCAGAAAAUUUAGUGAUUUUUUUUUUUCAGGUUAAGGGUUUAAAAUUUUGUACAUAAGAACAGAUAAGAUCAGAUUAUAGAAUUAGGUAAGACAUUAAUUGGUUCCGUUUCAGCAAUGGAAGUCUUCAGCUGGAGAGCAAAAAGCCAGUGGGUGGCCUCGGGGUGCUGUGGGUACGAGUGUUGCUGAAUAAUCACUGGCUGACAGCGUCAUGACAGAGUAGAAGAUCAGCCUUACAUCUUAUACCAGAGAAGCCAGAUCACAGGAGACAGUUGACAGGUAAAAUUUUGAAAUGGAAAUGUCCACUACAAAUGGGUUGCUGAAAAGAAGAGUCCGACCAUUGUAAACUGCAUUAUUUUCAUCCUGUGUUUUUCAUUAAUUUGCAUUGUGGGAAAUUUUUAGAACAGUGGCUGUUAAACCUUGUCAAGGUCAACAGAAGCCGUCCGAAGGCCACUGCAAAUCUCAUGGAAUUAAACCCCACGUUUCCACCAAGUAAACACUCAGCAGGAAAGUUCAGCCAGUCUCAGGUCUCUUGAUACAUACAUUUGCAAGCACGUGUUUGUUGCACUCAUAAUUCACAUUUUCUUAGGCAUACAUCUAAGAUGCUUGACGUAUACACUUAAAAAUGUGACGUCUGAAGUGGUCCUGAGAGACUAGGACAUUGGUGUGAUUGGUGUUUCCUGUGAGAGGACUACUGGGAUUCAAAAGUACAUUCUAAAAAAUAGGCAGUUACUCAUUAAUCACCCCAUGUCAUGGGGGGACAGGGUCCAUACAGCUGUUCUUGCUGUAAUUAGAAAGGAGUGGGUCAGCAUUCUACCCCCUAGCUGCCUCGUGAUGUCUGCAAAAACAGGUCUGAGAAGGGGUGAGAGGUUCUUGUAUAUAAAGAGCCAUGGAUGUAAUAGGCUGUAUUUUUUUCUUUCAAGUUUUGGUGGCCACUAAAGCUGAAUCUAGUGGUGAAGUACCCUGUGGUAGAAUUACUAAUUAAUUGUAAUAAAAUUGUGACUGGUGUCCGUAUUAAGUUUUACAAAGAAAUGUGUUGUAUAGUGGCCUCAUCUCUUAGGCUGAAGUGGGUGAUGCCAGAAAUACAGCCUUUACCAAUAUUGAAAUAGACCUUCCGGCCAUUCUAUCCUGGGCCAUCAAAGGCCAACCUAUAUAAAAGAUAAUAUGCACUUCUAGGAAAUGUAUGGAUUUGUCUUAGUGAGUCUCAAAGGCAAACCUGUAACCUGUAAUUACAGGUUAGCCACCUCUGUACACUUCCUUACAUUCCUAAGUUGACACAUGAAUAAUGAAAGAGGACACUCUUAAAAUUUCAUAGUAAUGCACAAGGCUGGAGAUGGCCUCGGGGUAUAUUGGGGCAUAUCCUAUUGUAUAUCUUUUUUUAUCAUGAACCACACCUUGAAUUGAUCCUGGAGGUCAACAGGGAACAAAUGCAAUCUCUAGAUCUUUAUUGUAACAUGUUUUCUUAUGACCUACAUCAGAAAGCAGAAUUAACCUUAAACCAGCUUAAUAUUUUGAGCCAUCAUUAAGGAUGGUUCUUUCUAAAGUAAUGCAGGGUAGUGGAAUUGGUAGAAAGCUCUUCUAGCCACAGUUGCAGUGCAUUGCUCCAGGCAUGACUAUAAGCCUGAGUGAAAGUUCAUGGCUAAACACUACCAGUAGUGGAAGUAAAAAUAUUUUCUCCAUUCCACAAGGUUUUCUGGCCAUCAUCAUUUCUGUCUUUCAUGGAUUUCGUUUCAAUAGCCUGACUUUAAUGAACUGCCCAACUACGACUGGACUCUGGGAAAUGUCUUGCAUUAAAUCUAGACAAAUUCAAAAGUUGAUUUGUAAAGGCUGGAACUUAGUUUUGGCAGCAGAAUUAUUACAUAUAUUUGUGUUAAGAUUUCUUGCAACACAGUGUGUGUGUUGGCUAAUGAUCACAAUUGUUCGUUUAAUUGCCUAGUUUGAAACAUGAACUUGAGGAUGUUUAACUAAGCAUCACUUUAUUCAUUUAGCACUAUUAAGCCUAUGCUUGGCCCAGCACAAGAGGACCAGCGACAACCUGUUUUUAAUCAACAACACAAAAUUGUGA